CGCGCUUCAUCCUGACGUAGCGCCGUUCUCUUCGAUCAUACGCCGCUGUUGCGCUCAAUCUACUGACCUGCGAAAUCAACGCAAACGUGGAAUCGGUCACCGUGAUUUUACAUUUUGAUCCCAGUGGGAACCAAGGAGAUUCCAUUUGUCGUCAACAGCUCCAACAACAGGUCUUUCUUCAAGAUUUCCUCCUGACUGAAAUAAGAUGUUUUCCUGCCGUCAAGACAUCCUGUUUAACCUUUUCUUCAAUGUUCAUCACUCUCCAAAACCAAGGAUUGGCAUUGGACGUGUGAACUAAUAUCUAAAUCAACUUCUGUGACUACUCUUCAUUCUCACCCACGCUAGAAGAAUAUGGACAGCCCACCUAAGCUAGCAGGGGAGACCCUUAUUGUCCACCACAUUCCGCUGGUCCACUGCCAGGUUUCGAGUUCGCGACAGUACUGUGGUAGUACGUUGAAAAGGAGCGGGAAUCCCUUUAGCUGUCCGGAGAACCUGGGACUAAGCCGGACUACCUCUCUGCCUGAGAGAGACAUUCUACAGAGGGAGGCGCUAGUGUACAGCAGCCUCAUACAGACAUCCAGCAGCAGCCUUAGCUCUAGCGACACUAAUGGGGGUGAAGGGAUGACAAGUGGAGAAAAACAAGGAAGAGGUGGAAGAGAAGGUGGCAUGGCAAGUGACACUUCUUCUUUCACAUCAAGUAACUCUGAAGAUCAGGCUCAAACCUUGCAGAUGAAAAUACAUGAACGGCCAAACUUGCGACGUAACCCCUUUCUGCUCAACACUGAAGACGAAGAGGAUGAAGACAAUCUGAAUGGAUAUUUGGAAGACUGUUCUUUUCACUUGCAUGGAAAUUCACAUGCAUUACUUGCAAAUGAAGACUUGUCACCUUUCCACUUACAUGACCUUGGCUACAACGCUGAACCUUUUCUAUUGCAUGACUCUACAGAGCAAAAGUGGUGUUCUGCAAAUGGCCCAAGGGGAGCAGCAGAGAGCAGAGACAAUACAAUAGGUGGGACUUUUGAUUUGUCUACUCACUUGGAAGGCCUGAACUUGCUGAGAUUGGACAGCCAGCGACGUCAUGGAAGCAGUGGUUCCACCCUCUCAAUGGAUUGUGGCGAGCAAGAGUGGGGUGAGGAUGAUGAUGAUGAAGACCAGUCCAUGCAGGGUGGCAGAGGAAGCUCCGAAUGUUCCAGUCUGGCAGCGCCUCACUGCUCCUGUUGCGGUCUUUCCCAGCCAUACCCUGAACCUUUCCCAGAAUCAUUUUCCGAGUGUCACCACAGCUAUGCCAGUGAUUCCUCCUGUAACAGCUCGGAUGGAGUGCUGGUUAACUUCAGUACAAUUUACAACAAAAUGAACUACGUUGUCCCAGCAAAGCCAUCACUCAAUAUCAAUAGUUCUGCCGACCAAACCAGUUUCUCUUCUGUGUCCGAGCUUGUUGGUAUGUGCGGGACAGAGUGUAGCAGUGGACAUGGAGCUUUCUACCUGGACUUACACACCUCCCCGACAGAACCCCCAAAGUAUCCUUCAGCCACUCAAGAAUGUGCAAACUCUUCCUCUUCCUCUGUAUGUCCAUCUCAGCCACAAGGUGCCACAGUGGAACUAGAUGCCAACUGUAACUCAUACCACAACCACCUUGGAAGUGAGGCUUUGUCCUCUGCUGAAACCUCUGCCAAUGACCUCACCUUGUGUCUUCAAAGCCAGGCUCGCUUGGUUGUAGCAACGCAGAAUUACUACAAGCUUGUGACUUGUGACCUUUCUUCCCAGUCCUCUCCCAGUCCGGCGGGGUCAUCAGUCACAAGCUGCUCGGAUGAACACAGCAAAGGAAGUCCCACUCAGCCAACAGAGUACUACCUAUUCCAACAAAUGAAAGAGGAUAAAGAGGAAGAGGACACAGAGCUGAAUGAAGCAAAAACGGAGGAUGAUCCAAAUUUGACUGACUCUACCCAUGAUAAUGUCAUUGAGGGGCAGGUGUAUAUCAACAUCUCCACACCUAUGACAGCCUGCAAUACAGUUGGUACUUUGGGAAGUGGUCGCCCCCGUUCCCGCAGCUAUGAUCGGAACUUGAACAAGUCACCAUCUCCUCACCUCAGAUCGCUGGAGCGAAUGCUAAGCUGCCCAGUCCGCCUAAGUGAAAGUGCAGCCCCAAGCCCGCCCCCUCCACCACGGGUCACUUCUUUUGCAGAAAUAGCAAGGAGUAAGAGGAGAACUGGAGGGUCAUCAUUGCAAAAGGGCGGCAUGGAGGCCACGUCUACACACUCCCACUCUUCUGGAGAGUUCUCACCCAUCGUGGAAGACCUUCAGCAGGGUCAAAGCCACAGUCUGCCGCCACUCACUCGAUGCCACAGCCAAGGGAGCUGUGAUAUGUCCUACCCACAUAGACCAUGGAGUACACCAUUGCGAGAGUCACCGGGAGGAGCAGCCAAACAGACUCGAACCAAAGCAGAAGGUGGCCUGUCUAGCUCCACAGACUCCUCUCCAGUUGUAGUUCGCUAUAGCAAAGAUCAGCGUCCGACCUCAUUACCCAUACAGCCCUUCACUUUCCAGCACCAGUUUGGAAAACCCCAAGCGAAGCCUCUCCUUCCACUUCUAGACGGAUACAUUAGCCAUAUGCAGGCUCGAGGAGCUGCAGCUCCUGAAGGUGGUGAAGACGACUCGGAAGAAGACCACAGGGAACCUCACGUGUCCUCUAAUGCACCAACAAUUGUGCGGCCAUCUCCACUGGGCAGCUACUCACCUGUUCGCCUCCAAGGUGUGCCCAUCUCUUCUGGAACCUGCUCAACAUGCACUCCAACCCCGGGUGGUCCGAGACCACCACAUUCCCUCUCUUGCCCCAUCUCUGCUGGUCUUCUGCCCCGGCACACCCCACCUGAAGUGGUUAAACAAACAGGGACUCCUAAACUUGCUCCCUUACCUCCUACGCCACCUCCACCCCCACUGAUAAAGCAAAGCUCGCUGAUGCCUGCUUUGCCUACUAGAAGUCACUGUUUCCACCGUGGCAAUUUGACUGCUUUGCCGACACUUCCUAGCUCUGGUUUUAGUCCUCUUGGACAGUUGGAGCCAGAUCCACAGGAAGAGCCAGUUAAAGUUUUACCAGUGUGUGUGUCACAACGACAGCCUAAUGUGCACCACCUUUCCCCGCAGGCACUGAAAUGGAGAGAGUACAGACGAAAGAACCCUCUGGGUGUGGAGCGUGGUAAAGGCGGUUCCCCUCCUUCUCUUUCUUGUGCUCUGGAAACAAAGAGACCUGGAACUCGUGUCAUUCGACGCAAUGUGUUUGAUUUCCCUCCGACCAAUCAACCGCUCAGCUUCAGCAGACUGAAUGGUCAUUCAUUGAGGCAAUUGCCACAGUGCUACAGCGAUUUCUUGCCUGAUUAUUUCUCUCAGGCUGAGCGCCCCCCAGAGGAAUUCUGCUUAUCUCCUGAUGCUAAUACUGAUGUGUCCAUCUCUAUAGACCUGCUGCAGAAAAGAGGUUUGGUGAGGGCAAUAAAUACGGCAGUCGAUCUGAUAGUUGCUCAUUUUGGCAUUAGCCGGGAUGCUGGAGUUAAGAAUAAAUUGGGGAAUAGCUCUGUUAGUCCUAACGUCGGUCACCUGAUUCUAAAGUAUCUGUGUCCUGCCAUUCGUGAGAUACUGCAUGAUGGAUUGAAAGCCUAUGUAUUGGACCUAAUCAUUGGGCAGCGCAAAAAUCGGCCCUGGAGCGUGGUGGAGGCCUCCACACAACUCGGUCCCUCUACACGGGUUUUGCAUAGUCUCUUCUCUAAAGUCAGUCAGUAUUCCGAGCUGACCAAUCACAAUAUGAGACUCAAUGCCUUCAUCUUCGGCCUGCUUAACUUGCGAUCUCUGGAAUUCUGGUUCAAUCACAUUUAUACACAUGAAGAUAUCAUUGCAGCACAUUAUCAACCAUGGGGUUUCCUACCCCUAUCUCAAGGGGCGUGCCAGCCACUGUUUGAAGAGCUGCUACUCCUUCUUCAGCCACUGUCACUGUUACCGUUUGAUCUUGACCUGCUAUUUGAGCCACACCAGUUACAAAAAGGAGAAGAACACCUGAGACGCAAGGAACAGCUAUGCUCUGCCCGCCAAAGCCUCAGCCAAUCAGAUCGCUCUACCUUCCAGCUCAUGAGAGGCUGUGACACAUUGGAGCCUACACAGGAAGUAGGGAUGGUGUCUUUGAGAGAGAAGUUUAUAUUAAGAGAAGAGGAUGCCCAGCUUAGAAUGGAGGGAGCAUUAAAAGUGAAAAGAGAUGGGCGGAAGAGUGAUGGAGCAGACUGUGAUAAGGAGGCAGGAGAUACACAGAUAGAAGGAGGUGGAUGGAGUGCUGGCAGGAUGAAGGGAGUUGGAGGAAAAGACAGUGAGAAAGAGAAAAGGAGAGAAAGACAUGGAGACGUAGACAAACAGAGAAACAGACAAGCCGGGUGGUGGUACCAGCUCAUGCAGAGCUCACAGGUUUACAUCGACAACUCUGCCGAAGGGUCCAAAUUUGUAAAGUGGGAGAAGAAGAGGAAAGGAGGCAUUGAGAAUCACAGGCAAAGCCAUCCACCUCCUAGAGAAGGUGUAGUUGAGGGGGCUGAGGCCAUGCAGCAGAUGGAUGAACAGGUGGAACAAGGUCAGACCAGCAAUAACAAUAGCAUGGGCAAUGGGACCCUCAACAAAUCAGCGUUGACAAAGCCCACUAAAGCCACAAAUGGAAAGCCAUCAUGGAUGGGAAGUCCACCAGAAUCAGUGCUCACUGAGCUAAAGAAGAGUAAGGAGAAGCAGCCAGGCUGCCAUGAUGCCUAUAAAGGUAUUCAGGCCCAGACGGAAGCAGGGGAGGAUGGCUCAGCACAAGUGUUGCGAUGGGGUCGGCUGUUUGGAGCUGGAAAUGCAAGCAAGAUGGAGAAAAGAGAGCAGAAAUCGGUUAGGAAACAAAGGUUGCCAUCUGGUUGGUUGAGUCUCGACCAUUCCGUGUUGGAUCUGGUGGCUCAAUCUGUUGGUGUGGGGAAAAGAACGGAGCAACAAUAUCAAAGCCAAGAAUCUCAGCUUGGUCCAACUCAACAAGCACAAACACAGAACCCCCCUAUACAAAGACAAGCCCAAAGUGAAGUGAGGGCAUUGUGCCAUCAUAUUGCCACAGAGCCGGGUCAGCUCAGUUUCCGUAAAGGGGACGUGCUACAGGUGCUCAGCAGGGCAGACUCUGAUUGGCUGCUGUGUGCUCUGGGGAACAGCCAGGGCCUUGUUCCCAUCAUAUACGUCACCCUGACUGAGGACAGUCAGGAGCCCCAGCGUUGAAGAUCUAAAGCAUGUGUUCUGAUAAAGAGGAGCAUGAGAUGGGGUUGGGGACAGAGGGUCACUAUGAAACUGGCUGCACAAAAGAUGAGUCUGACAGAUUUCAUUAUUGUGCUUGCAUGUGUAUGUAAACACCUAUACACACACAAACACACACAAAUAUCAUAAUUUACUGCUGUGAAAUCACCCUCUUUGUUUCAGUGAACAGCAAUGAGCCAACCAGUGAUUAGAAAGUGUAGAUCUAGUUACUGAGUCGUGAUAUUGUUUGCGUUGAGCCAUCAGGUUUUGCAACUUAGCUUUAAAUCAUAUAUGUCAAUAGCCUUUAAAAAAACGAAAAAACCAAAUGGAGUUAUAAGAUGACACUACUGGCACAUAUGCCUUGUCUUUAUAAAUACUGUAUGAUUUUAUGUAAUCUAGAUGUUAAUCGAUUUCUGCAUUGUGACCACAAAUGUGUUUGCAUAUGCCUUUCAAAGUUGUACAUCUUGGACUGUUUGUUCAAAUAACUGUAUCAAAUUAAGCAGAACAGUACAUUGAAAAAGGGAAAUCUUGGUGGCAGUCAACUAACUGCUCUCCUGAUAUACUUAAGGGAAUUAAAUCGCUUUUACGGGUUGAAAAACAUGUCCAGAGGCAUCAUAUCCAUGACACAGUCUUUUCUGAUGUGAGCUGCACUGACAGGUACGUAAAUCAAAAACAAGGGACAAUUUACAAAAAGACUGUCUGCAUGUGAUGGAGUAUUUUGCAUUCACACAAUGGUUUGUGUUUCUGAUACUGAAUUGAAAAGGUAAAUUAAGCUCAGUCUUUUACCUUAAUUUGACUAUAUCUCUUCCUAUUAAACCUUUUGUACAAUCUGCAAGAGAUGACAAAAGGGAAGAUGUGUCUACUGUUUGUCUAACGUUUUAUUUUGAUUUAACACCCUUGGAGUCCUUUGUGGCCUAUAUUGAUUAAGAUAGAUCAGCUUGUAAAUGAAUGGAUGGAUGUAUAGAUAGAAUGGGACAGAUGCAUAGAGUUUUUUGUAAGCAGUUGAUUAGAUGGAAAAAACAAGAGUUUAAAAAGGUGUUGAUGUUACUCAUAAACCCCUUAUACUCCAAUCAAACACAUUUGAAUAAAAUUACUUAUUUCCAUUUAAAGUCUGCUUUCAAAGUCUGUCAAUUCAAAGUUUAGAUCAUUUGAAUAUUAUCUACAAACAACUAAAAACCAGUUGAAAGACAUUCCUCUGCUUUUGCAUUAGAGGACAAAGAGAGAAAUUUAGGCAGGGACGCCAUAAUAGUCAAAUAUUACAUAUGAUAUUGCAGUGGUACCCUGUUGUGUAUUUGUGAUGUUAUGGCCAUUUGUUGUGCUAAAUUUAACUCAAGGUGAGGCCUUAGGACAGGAAUGUUUAUUAUGUAUUUUAUUUAAGCGUUAAAUGGUUAUUUUGGACUUAAGUAUGGUCCGCAAUUUUAUUUAAAAUUAUCUUUGGCCCUCAGUAUGGCACUUGGUAUGCUUUUGCUUAACAAAGUAAUAUAUAAAAAUCACAUUUUUAUUUGAUUUAAUCAAAUUGCAUUAUUAAGACAUCUCUAGAUGAUAAUGUCAUGAUUUUUAUUAUUUUCUAUUUAUAAAAUGCAUUGGUCAUUAUUUUGUGUAUUAGUUCAUGUAAAUAUUUUGCAUUCUCAUGCUCUUGAAAGGAAAAUUACUUUAACUACUUGUUAUUAACAGCUUAUAACACAUUGUUAUUGUUAAUAGUUAAAAAACUAUUCAAAUACUAUGUACAUUAUGUUGUUAUGGGAUGUUAUGAUUAAAACAAAAAAACUGCGCAAUCUAGAUUAUAGUGCUGCUUUAGGUCAGUGGUUCUAAACCUUUUUGACUCCAAGGCCCCCCACUGUCCAAGACAAUAUUUGAAGGCCCCCUCGACCGAAACUAGAUGUGUCUGAUUAAAAUAAUUAAUCAUGGAUCAUUUUUGUUUCUAGAAGUUUCAGAAAGAGUCUGUUUAUAAUUUGUAGACAUUAAGUAUUUUUUAGCAUUUUAAUUAAGUUAUUUUAAGUCAACUUGAAGCCCCCUUGGAAGUGUGCUGAGGCCCCCUAGUGGGUCCCGGCCCCCUGGUUGAGAACCACUGCUUUAGGUCAUUCUUUGUAACUCAGAGAUUUGUCUGUUGGUCUUCCAAAUAUGCUUUGCUUUUCACUGGAACCCACCCUGCUAAUGUCAGAGAGAAAGAGAGAGAGAGAGAGAGAGAGAGAGAGAGAGAGUGAAAGAGCUGUGCAGUGCCUUUUUUGAAUCAAUGUGUCUACUAAAGGGAAUCACGAGUGCUUAUAAUAACUGUGUCUUUUCAAAAGUGUUUGGUGCCAUUCAAGUUCUUUUCUGAUGUGUAUGAAGAAUGGUCUGUACAAAGGCAAAAUGAUAAACUGGCAUCCGUUUUAGCCAUAGUUUGCUAUCAUCUUUCUAUGCAGAUUGUUAGAGAAUGAACUGUGAUAGCGGAAGUCUUGAUCGGAUGGUUUAUGUAUGUUUGUGCAAUGAUCUCUCUCUCACUCUCCCUCUCUACAGGCUUUGUACAUCCUGAUUUUCCUUGCCUGUGUAUAUAUAUAUAUAUGAUACCUGUAGCCCAUCUGGCUCUCCUACCCCCUCUGUAUGACCAUGUUGUGCUCUUAUGACAUUACCACCAUGUAUGGAUAUCAAUAACAAAGUGCUCAUGUGGAUACUGA
Molecule: messenger RNA, 7931 nt
Organism: Myxocyprinus asiaticus (Chinese sucker)
Lineage: Eukaryota; Metazoa; Chordata; Actinopteri; Cypriniformes; Catostomidae
Product: AP-4 complex accessory subunit RUSC2-like
Exons: 14
Coding region: 352-5262 (1636 amino acids)
Cellular component (GO): cytoplasmic vesicle
Molecular function (GO): protein binding
Source: RefSeq, a predicted model, not a curated record